CGAAGAUAGCAUGUAGCCUGUGAGCUGGUAUUUGACGUACGGAGCUGGGACCCAAUAAAACCAAGCAUGGGAGUUUACAUGACAGAGCGCUAACAUUUGUUCCUUGCUUUCCUGGCUUUUGGAUUGGCAGAUAGAGAAUGGCUGAAGUCGUGUCGCCCGCAGGAACCCUCCCUCUCAUACCUGACGACCUUACGCUCGCGCAAUUCAUAUUGGAUACUGAGCAUGUCAGAAAGCCUGUUCGUCAGGGUGGUGCCUGGAUUGUUGAUGACCAGAGCGGGAGAAAGAUUGGACUUGAGGAGCUCAGAACUAGGACGUAUGGCCUGGCCAAUGCGCUGAGUAUGCGCUACAACAUCCAGGAGGAUGAUGUUGUGUUGAUCUACAGUCCAAAUCAUGUUGAUUACCUUGUGGCUACUUGGGCAGCUCACAGACUUGGUGCCGCCGUAUCCGGUGCCAACCCGCUAUUCACAGUUGGCGAACUUGUGUAUCAAGUAACUACAGUGAAAGCAGCCGUUAUCAUCACGCAUCCAGACUCGCUUAAAGUGGCCCUGUCGUCUGCACAUGCCGCUGGCGUAUCCGCGGAUCGCAUCAUUCUUUUCGACGUAGAGGGCACUGAUACCGCGCAGAGAGCUACUGUGCAAGCUUUGGUUUCGCAAGGCCUCGCGAGUGCUUCUAAUUUCACGGAACGGAAACUCGCUCCUGGGGAAGGGAAAACUAAGGUGGCCUUUCUGAAUUUUUCCAGCGGGACGACUGGUCGUCCGAAGGCAGUCGCGAUACCCCAUUACGCGCCGAUUGCGAAUGUCAUUCAGCUUGCUACGCACCACAAAGUCGGUGAGGAUUAUCCCGAACAGAGAUUUAAACCUGGUGGUGUUUGCUGUGCCGUGCUUCCUUUAUAUCAUAUUUAUGGACUCGUGUUCAAUACCCAUUAUGCCUUUUUCUGCGGCAUGACGGUUGUCUUAACAGCGAAAUUCAACUUUUUAGAGUUCUUGAAGAGCAUAAUGAGGCACCGUAUUACCCAUCUUAUGCUUGUCCCCCCACAAAUUGUAUCAUUGUGCAAGCACCCAGCCGUCAAGAGUUAUGAUUUUAGUCACGUCCGAUACAUCACUUCGGGUGCUGCGCCCCUAUCUCGUGAGGUAAUGGAGCAGCUCGCUCAGAUAUUCCCAAACGCCGACCUUGGGCAGAGCUAUGGCCUCACCGAAUCGUGCACUGUUAUAAGCACGUGGGCACUGGAUAAGAGAAGUGACCUGAGUGGUGGUACUGGCCAACUCCUUCCUGGUAUUAUCGGCCGCGUGGAGAAACCAGAUGGCACUCUUGCAGACUUUGACGAACCAGGCGAGCUCGUCGUAAAGACGCAGGCGCUUGCGCUUGGUUAUGCAAACAACCCUGAAGCAACGAAGGAAACUUUUGUGAAUGGGUGGCUUCGUACCGGUGAUGAAGUGAAGAUGAACCGCAAGGGUGAAAUUGUAGUUCUCGAUCGUCUAAAGGAAAUGUUGAAGGUCCGUGGGUUCCAGGUCGCACCUGCCGAGCUUGAAGGAUGCAUUUUGGAUCACCCUGAUGUGACUGAUACGUGUGUGGUUGGAGUGCAAGACGAAUAUAGUGGCGAAUUACCACUGGCCUUCGUCGUUCUUCGCCCUGGAGCCGCUAAACGUAUCUUAGAAAACUCUCGCGCCGCGGAUGAGAUCAAGGCGUCCAUUAUGAAGCAUGUUGUUGAUAAUAAAGUUGGCUACAAGAAGCUCGCUGGGGGUGUUGAGUUUAUCGACGUUGUCCCGAAGAACCCGAGUGGUAAGCUAUUGAGGAGGGUGCUAAGAGACAAGGCCCGGGAGAUGCGGACGAAGCCCAGAGCGAAGUUGUGACAUGAUGGUCCUGUUUGCAAGUCCACCAUAUGUGCACUAAUCAUGUACCAUUAUUUAAGUAUCACUCUUUUAUCGAUGGGCCCUCUCUGACAGUGGC
Molecule: messenger RNA, 1947 nt
Organism: Suillus clintonianus
Lineage: Eukaryota; Fungi; Basidiomycota; Agaricomycetes; Boletales; Suillaceae
Exons: 18
Coding region: 138-1850 (570 amino acids)
Biological process (GO): secondary metabolic process
Molecular function (GO): CoA-ligase activity
Source: RefSeq, a predicted model, not a curated record